AGUGGCCACAAAGAGGAUAGCUAAACAAGUCAUAGGAGGGACAGAGGUGUAUGUAGUGUGCACUGACCCAGCCGGUGACCUUGGAUCCAGAGAUUCUGCAGGUACAAACACAGCCUCCAUUUCCUCAUGAUCUCAUCAAGCUCAACACUCUUCAACUCUCUCUCUCUCCUGCCUAUUUAGGCCUCCCUUUCUUGUUCUUACUGCUACCUUAGGCUUCCCUCUACUUCUCUCUUUUCCUAAAUGCAUAUAAAAUCUGCACCAUCAGACAUGGUCUUUCUCUUUCUCUCUCUCUUCUUCUUGCUCUGCUUAUACUAAACCUCGCUAGCUAGCACUAUGCUAAUUGUCUAUUAGCCUUGCGACAUAAGCAAGACCAAGAUUUGGGAGCAAUUAGCAGUAAUACAUUACAAUUCUACAGAUUAUUAGCUGGCCUGGUAUUGUGUUCUUGGAUAUAUACUUGCAAUUCAGUGCAAGUAUUGUGUUCUGUUGUUAGUGUUUGUGUAUGGGUCUUGGUGUUAUGAUGAGUAGAAUAAGCAAAUGGCGGGCGGCGUGCGCGCUGUUGAUGCUGUGCGCGGGCUGCGCCGCCGCCGUGGACGAGCAGGGCGCGGCGCUGCUGGCGUGGAAGGCGACGCUGCGCGGCGCGGACGCACUGGCAGACUGGAAGCCGAGCGACGCGUCGCCGUGCCGGUGGACUGGCGUGGCGUGCGACGCCGACGGCGGCGUCACGGAGCUGAGCCUGCAGUUCGUCGACCUGUUCGGCGGCGUGCCCGCCAACCUGACUGCCGUGGGCGCCACGCUAGCGCGGCUCGUCCUCAUCGGCGCGAACCUGACGGGGCCGAUCCCGCCGGGGCUCGGCGAGCUGCCGGCGCUGGCGCACCUCGACCUCAGCAACAAUGCGCUCACGGGGCCCAUACCGGCGGGGCUGUGCCGGCCGGGGAGCAAGCUCGAGACACUAUAUCUCAACUCCAACCGCCUCGAGGGCGCCAUCCCGGACGCCAUCGGCAACCUCAUGUCGCUCCGGGAGCUCAUCGUCUACGACAACCAGCUCGCCGGCAAGAUACCGGCGGCCAUCGGCCGGAUGGCCAGCCUCGAGGUGUUCCGCGGCGGCGGCAACAAGAACCUCCACGGCGCGCUCCCCACGGAGAUCGGCAACUGCUCCCAGCUCACCAUGAUCGGCCUUGCAGAGACCAGCAUCACCGGGCCGCUGCCGGCGAGCCUUGGCCGGCUCAAGAACCUCAUCACGCUGGCCAUCUACACGACGCUGCUCUCCGGCCCGAUACCGCCGGAGCUCGGCCAGUGCAGCAGCCUGGAGAACAUCUACCUCUACGAGAACGCGCUCUCGGGGUCCAUCCCGGCGCAGCUCGGCGGGGUCAAGAAGCUCACGAACCUGCUGCUGUGGCAGAACCAGCUCGUCGGCAUCAUCCCGCCGGAGCUCGGGUCAUGCGCCCAGCUCACCGUGGUGGACCUAUCGCUCAACGGGCUCACCGGCCACAUCCCAGCGUCGUUCGGCAAACUGUCGUCGCUGCAGCAGCUGCAGCUCAGCGUGAACAAGCUCUCUGGCACGGUGCCGCCGGAGCUCGCCAGGUGCAGCAACCUCACGGACCUCGAACUCGACAACAACCAGCUCACGGGCAGCAUCCCCGCGGUGCUAGGUGGCCUGCCGUCUCUGCGCAUGCUUUACCUGUGGGCCAACCAGCUGACUGGCACCAUCCCGCCGGAGCUCGGACAGUGCACGAGCCUCGAGGCGCUCGACCUAUCAAACAAUGAGCUGACGGGCCCCAUCCCACGGACGCUCUUCCGGCUGGCGCGGCUGUCCAAGCUGCUGCUUAUCAACAACAACCUGUCAGGCGAGUUGCCCCCGGAGAUCGGUAACUGUACGUCCCUCGUCCGGUUCCGGGCGAGCGGCAACCACAUCGCCGGUGCGAUACCGUCCGAGAUCGGCAAGCUCAGUAACCUCAGCUUCCUUGAUCUCGGCUCAAACCGGCUGUCCCGCGCUCUACCGGCAGAGAUAUCCGGGUGCCGGAAUCUCACGUUCUUUGACCUCCACGGCAACGCCAUCGCCGGUGAGCUUCCGCCGGGGCUGUUCCAAGACUUGCUCUCGCUCCAGUACCUCGACCUCUCCUACAAUGUCAUCGGUGGCACGCUCCCGUCAGACAUCGGCAUGCUCACCUCGCUCACGAAGCUCAUUCUCAGUGGCAACCGGCUGUCCGGGCCGUUACCACCGGAGAUCGGGUCGUGCUCCUGGCUCCAGCUCCUCGACGUCGGCGGCAACUCACUUUACGGCGAGAUUCCGGGGAGCAUAGGCAAGAUUCCGGGGUUGGAGAUUGCUCUCAACCUCAGUUGCAACAGCUUCUCCGGCACGAUCCCGUCGGAAUUCGCCGGGCUUGUGAGGCUCGGGGUGCUCGACGUGUCGCACAACCAGCUCUCCGGCGAUCUGCAGCCGCUAUCCGCGCUCCAGAACCUCGUAGCGCUCAACAUUUCCUUCAACGGCUUCUCCGGCCGGCUUCCGGAAACGGCGUUCUUCGCCAAGCUGCCCACGAGCGACGUCGAGGGCAACCCGGCGCUGUGUCUCUCCCGGUGCGCCGGCGACGCAGGUGACCGUGAGCGCGGGGCGCGCCACGUCGCGUGGGUUGCGGUGGCUGUGCUGCUCUCCAUCCUUGUCGUCCUUCUCGUGGCCGCGGCGCUCAUCCUCUUCGGGCGGCACCGACGCGGUACGCGCGCCGGCGAGGACAAGGACGCCGAGAUGUCGCCGCCGUGGAAAGUCACGCUGUACCAGAAGCUGGAGAUCGGCGUAGCUGACGUGGCUCGCAGCCUCACGCCGGCGAACGUCAUCGGCCACGGGUGGUCCGGCGCGGUGUACCGCGCGAACCUUCCGUCGAGCGGCGUCAGCAUCGCCGUCAAGAAGUUCGGGUCAUGCGACGAGGCGUCCGUCGAGGCGUUCGCCUGCGAGGUCAGAGUGCUCCCCCGGGUGCGCCACCGCAACAUCGUCCGGCUGCUCGGAUGGGCGGCCAACCGCCGCACGCGCCUCCUGUUCUACGAUUACCUCCCGAACGGCACCCUUGGCGGCUUGCUUCACGGGGGAGCGAGCGUCACCGCCGUGGUCGAGUGGGAGGUGCGGCUCGCGAUCGCCGUCGCCGUCGCCGAGGGCCUCGCGUACCUCCACCACGACUGCGUGCCCGGAAUCAUCCACCGCGACGUCAAGCCCGAAAACAUCCUCCUCGGUGAGCGCUACGAGGCGUGCCUCGCCGACUUCGGCCUAGCCAGGUUCGCCGACGAGGGCGCCAACUCGUCGCCUCCGCCGUUCGCCGGAUCAUACGGCUACAUCGCUCCGGAGUACGGAUGCAUGACUAAGAUCACCACCAAGAGUGAUGUGUACAGCUUUGGAGUGGUAUUGCUAGAAAUGAUCACCGGAAGACGCCCAUUGGACUCUUCAUUUGGCGAGGGGCAAAGCGUGGUGCAAUGGGUGCGCGACCACCUCUGCCGGAAGCGUGAACCCAUGGAGAUCAUCGACCCAACAUUGCAAGGCCGACCAGAUAUGCAACUCCAAGAGAUGUUGCAAGCUCUAGGGAUCGCGCUAUUAUGCGCUAGUCCACGUCCUGAGGACCGGCCGACGAUGAAGGAUGUGGCGGCAUUGCUAUGUGGUAUCCAACAUGACGACGCCAUUGAGGUACGAAAAGCUGGAAUGGGGGCGGGGGACGAAGUGGAGGCGAGGAAAUGGGCUGGCCCAAAGCAGCCCGUUUCGCCGACUAAAUUGAUGACCCUUGUCGAACCAGUCCAGACCCUAGCUCAAACCAAAGCCCGAGCAAAUUCAGGUUCACAAAGCCUACUCCACAACCGGCAGUGAUGGCGAACGGACUUUAGCCCGGAUGGCAAGGGAAUCACUCGUAACAGGAAAGACCCGGGUUCGAGUCUGUGGGUGGGGGCGUGUGUGGCAGCACCCCCACCUGCCCACGUUUUCAAGACUUGUGGGUGCGCACUAGUAAUUUAAGUGUUUAGAUGGUUAAAAUGUGCGUUUGUAUUAAAAAACUCACUGGCAGUGAUGAUAGGGGAUCCAUAUAGAUAUAGGGGUCACAAGUCAUGAAAAGCUAAUAAUGGUUUGUACCAUAAAAUGGGGUAUAAUGCAAUGGAGGUUAGUGUAAAUUAUCCAACUGAAAUAAUUUGCACAUGACCCCUGUGUUCCUAUU
Molecule: messenger RNA, 4181 nt
Organism: Phragmites australis (common reed)
Lineage: Eukaryota; Viridiplantae; Streptophyta; Magnoliopsida; Poales; Poaceae
Product: leucine-rich repeat receptor-like serine/threonine-protein kinase RGI4
Exons: 2
Coding region: 500-3841 (1113 amino acids)
Biological process (GO): hormone-mediated signaling pathway; protein phosphorylation
Cellular component (GO): plasma membrane
Molecular function (GO): protein binding; protein kinase activity; ATP binding
Source: RefSeq, a predicted model, not a curated record